This is a messenger RNA of Dendronephthya gigantea, 2432 nucleotides long. RefSeq lists its product as uncharacterized. The record is from RefSeq and is a predicted model, not a curated record. The transcript is spliced from 14 exons. Gene Ontology annotation, molecular function: oligosaccharide binding. The coding region runs from base 93 to 2177 and encodes 694 amino acids. NCBI's taxonomy places the organism in Eukaryota, Metazoa, Cnidaria, Anthozoa, Malacalcyonacea, Nephtheidae.
UUCAAUGUAAAUGCGCUACCAUAGUUAAUUGGCUUCAUUUGAGGUUGGAUUUCCAAAGAGUGAACACAUUUUUUUAAAAAAGCGAAAGAAAAAUGAGGUUGUUCUCAGCAUUGCUAGCUUUAGCAUUGGUUACAACCCUCUGUGCCGUGAACCCAUACGAUCCUGGUAUUUGCACAAAAAAGAAACGAGGAAAGUUUGUGGUUGUGAAAGAUUACAAUGAUGAUGAUAAAAUCCUGGCUUGUGUUCAACACGAUGGAAAAUUUCAGUGGGAAAUGAUCAAUGGUCAUUCGUAUGGCAAUUAUUUUGAUCCAGCGAAGGAUUGUUCUGAUGUUAUCGACAAUGUUCCAAAAGCGGAAAGUGGAGUUUAUUGGAUUCAGACACGAAAUGGUCCACAAAAGUCAUGGUGCGAUGUUGAAACAGACGGUGGGGGGUUCCUGUUGAUUGGCGUCAAAGACACGCCAGAAACCUGGGCCAUUCCAUCAAAAGCGUCUUUCAUCCACCCCCUCGGUAAGCCACUGUGGUCAAGUGCAUUUGGAGAUGAAGAAGUCUUGGAUUUUCGAGUUCAGAUUUCCACAACUAAACAUUUUCGUGAUACACGAGCACAUUGGUAUUAUCGUUUCAAAUCCCCUCGUCUUCUUUCAAAACUUCUCAUGUCCAACAAAGGAGGAUGCAGUCAUCGAUAUCCAGGCAUUGGUGAUAUUGCCUACGUUAAAGAUCUCAUGACUGGAAAGAUAGCGACAAGAAAAUUCAAAUGUUCGCGAUUUGGGGCUGAUAUAUCAACAGGACUGGGAUGGGAUAAAAUGAACAAAUGCUUUAAAAAAGCCUGCCCAAAAGGUUUUGCCUAUCUUUAUAACUUUCAUAUCGACAGAUCAGGUUCAUACAGUUACAGUGUUGAGUCUGAACGUUCCGGGAUUCAAGACAAUCAAACAUCAUUUAUUGGUUGUGAUCACGGAAAGUGUUGUGCUUGUUUUGGUCCUGACAGUAAGAAGGAUUACUGCGCUCCAAGAUGUCAAGCAAUCAAUGGUGGAACAAUUUUGAAGAAAGAGGACAAUAUCACAGUUUGGUUUUGGAUCCGUCCAUCUUUACCAAUACGUGUUUGGAAAAAAUGCAUGGAGUUUAAAGAAACAAACAAUGCAGGGAAAUUGGAAACAUGGCAUGUGGAAGACGGAGUAAAGAGAGAGGGUCCGUGUUCCCAUGAUGAAGAUGUCACCGUUAAUGAUGGGGUUGCUGUGGUUCCUGAUGAUCGAGCAAUGAAAGAACUCCCAAAGAUAGAAGGUCUUCUCUCCUAUCGAUCUGACGACCAAAAGAUUUACCUCAAAGAAAGAUCUCAGUGGAAAGCUUUGGCAACUCAGCAAAAGAUUGAAGGUGUCAUUGGUAGACUUGAAAGUUUUAAACGGGCAGUAGAAAGUUUCAAACGCGUGACCAAUACUAAGUUUGCAAGCGUAACUAAAGAUGUGAAAGUGCUGACUCAUUCAUCGUGCAAACAAAUAUGGAUGAGUCAAAGCAACCGUGGUAGUGGUGUUUAUCAAAUCAGCGUUGGACGAAAUCAAGUGAUGAAAGUUUACUGUCAGAUGUCGUCAGUCUCAGGUUGUUCUGGUGGAGGAUGGACGAUGGUGAUGAAAAUUGAUGGGAGCCAGAGUACCUUUGGAUACAGCUCCGGUUAUUGGUCGAACAAGAACACUUACUAUGACUCGUCCUAUGGAAGAAACGGUGGUUUUGACAACAGGCAAUAUAAAGGAUCAACAUAUUGGAAAACUUCAUUCAAAGAAAUUUGUGUCGCGAUGAAAUAUGGUGGUCAACUCAGAGCCCUUUCUUUCUCGCAUCCAGCAUCGUCCUUGUAUCAUCUGAUCGCUGACGGCAGGUAUCGUCAAACUCACCUCGGUCGUUGGAGAUGGAAGCAGCUCAUCUACGGAUCAUCUUUACAGCGUCAUUGCAACAAACAGGGAUUCAACGUGUUCUCUGGCAGAACUGCUGUAAAAACUCGGUUGGGCAUCAUUGCCAACCAGGAAAAUGACUGCGAAACCCCCGACUCUUUCUUAGGCCUGGGUGCCAAUGAACAGUAUUGGUUUUGUGGCUUCAGUGGACCUUCUCGUAACGCCGCUGGCAAUGUUGGUUCGUGUUCAUCAGACAACGGAGACAAGAACUUGAAAGCAAUGGGAUACAUACUGGUCCGUUAAACGUACAACGCUCGGAUUUGAUUAUAUAAUAUCUUUUAAUACCUUAAUGGCAAUUAACUGAUUUUUUUAUCAUAACUAUAGAGAAUCAAAAAAGUUAUUUUUGCACUGAAUUUAGCAUUUUGAUUCCUUCUUUUUUCUAAAUCUUUAGUUCAUAUAGCCUGUGACAUCGUUUUCACCUGCACGUAUAAUCUCAUUUUGUAACUUGUGGAUAAAACUGAAAUAUUAUUGCCAUGUUAUCUCGCUCGUUGAUCUAGA